Prorocentrum cordatum is the source of this 939-nucleotide messenger RNA. NCBI's taxonomy places the organism in Eukaryota, Dinophyceae, Prorocentrales, Prorocentraceae. The record is from the annotation of a GenBank genome assembly.
AUGUUGGCCCGUGCCGGGUGCCCAGCAUCCAUGGCCGUUCGGUUCGUAGCCUGGCGGCUCCGCCAGCUGUGCUCAGAGUGGGUCGCUGAUGGGUGCGACAUUGCGACUUUUCGACUUCAAGCGGAGCUGGCGGCGGCGCUGGCGGAGCGUGACGCGUUCCUCGGCGGCACAUACUGCUCCAUCGGGGACGUGAGCUUGCGGAUCGGGUCUUCAUUGGCGCUUGCCCUCAUGGCUCUGCUGGAGGGGCGGUUACCACGUGGCGCUGAUCAUAAUUAUAAUGCUCUGCGCCGCGACGUGGCGUUGCAAUCGGACGGCAAAUGCGUCGGCGUUCCUGCGGCGCCUCCCGUCCCGCUGCCCUGCUCGCAGAAGGACAGGCGGCUGGACGCACGUGCGGGCGCGCAGGAGGCAGCAGCGGCGUGCGCAAGCCUCGGCGCGGAGGCGAAGUUGGCCCAGGUCCACGAGGUGGCCGCGCAGCCGCUCGCAUGGGCGCGCCUCCUGGCGGGGCGGCGCUUCGCGCGCAGGGACGGCGACUUCCUGCAGUGCGUGUUCGUGCUGCAGUCCAAGGUCGGCAUCGACGUCCUCGGGGAUAGGCCGAUGGCCGCGGGGUUCGAGCCCGACGCGCUCGUCUGGGUGUCCUGCCCGGAGGCCGUGUGGCGGCCAGGGCGCGUCGUCGCCGGGCCAGGCCUGCGGGUCGCGCUGCCGGUCCCCGGGGGCGACGAGGGCGAGGAGGAGGUCAUCGACGUGGGCGCGCCGCAGCCCGCGCAGGGCGCCCUGGCCAGCCCCCGGAAGCCAGCGCUCCGCGUCCUGCGACGGAACGCGGCGCUCGUCGGCGACGGUGCCCUGCGCUUCGACGACCUUACGGACGUGCCAGAGCUGCACGAGGCCGCGGUGCUGCACGCGCUGAACGUCCGCUUCUGCAAGGGGGUCAUCUUCGAGUAG